This is a messenger RNA of Drosophila ficusphila, 3705 nucleotides long. Its product is annotated as atrial natriuretic peptide receptor 1. Gene Ontology annotation, biological process: receptor guanylyl cyclase signaling pathway; protein phosphorylation; intracellular signal transduction. Gene Ontology annotation, molecular function: peptide receptor activity; ATP binding; guanylate cyclase activity. Gene Ontology annotation, cellular component: membrane. NCBI's taxonomy places the organism in Eukaryota, Metazoa, Arthropoda, Insecta, Diptera, Drosophilidae. The transcript has 12 exons. The record is from RefSeq and is a predicted model, not a curated record. Bases 80 to 3562 code for a protein of 1160 amino acids.
GAUUCGCCCUGGUGGCGGUCUGCAGCGGAAAUGAUUUUAGUUGAUAGUGAAGCUGUAAUCUAUUUGGGAACUCAUCGAAAUGCAACUACUUCGAAUCAGCAUCCAUGUGUUCUUUUUGAUGCUCGGAGAUUCCUAUAGUGCCCAUCCAAAUCCCAGACGCAAUGAGAUCAUCUGGGAUGAUGUGAAUAAGGAUAUGGGUCUGGAUUUUACCACAUCGAUGGUUGGGUUUAAUAGUAAUGAAACGGGAACCGAGUUGAAGAUGUUCGAGAGAAACAGGGAAGCCAAGACCCAUCCGCUUCCUAAGUACACUGAAGUGGGGGAAAUGGGCCAGAUGCGUGUCUACAAUGUUGGGGUACUUAUGGCAUCUCAUUUGGAUUCCCCGUUUGAUCUGGAGCGUUGUGGACCGGCCGUAGAUUUGGCAUUGGAUCAGAUCAACAAGGUUUUUCUGAGGCCCCACAACAUUACGCUUUUGAAAAAGAAGGGAAGUUACCCAUCCUGCUCGGGAGCUCGGGCACCAGGACUUGCGGCCGACAUGCACUUCCAGGACGACGUAAUCGCCUUCAUUGGACCAGCCUGCGCCUUUGCCCUUGAGCCGGUUGCACGUUUGGCCGCCUAUUGGAACACUCCCAUCAUCACCGGCAUGGGGGAUCAGCCUCCUUCCUCGGAAGGUGAGCUCACGGUGACUUCUGGAAUCCUGGGAAGGAUACACAAGUGGAAGAACGAGAACACGGGCAUGUUCAAGGACAAGUCGAAGUAUCCAACUCUGACCAGGAUGUCCUACUGCCAGUGCAGACUCAUCCUGGUCUUCGCAAGUGUCUUUCGGCAGUUCAACUGGAAGCACGUGGCCUUGUUGGUGGACAGAUCGGAACUCUUCUCGUGGACAGUGGGCAAGAACCUUGAGUAUGGACUGCGGCAGGAGGGACUUCUGAGCUUUGUGAGGGAGCUCAACGGCAACGAGGAGGAGAUCUACGAGAAUUAUCUGAAGGAUGCCAGCAUGUAUGCAAGAGUUGUCAUCCUUUCGGUUCGCGGAGUUCUGGUGCGAAAGUUCAUGCUGGCGGCUCACAGUCUUGGCAUGACCAAUGGCGAAUGGGUCUUCCUGGACGUGGAGAUCUUCCAGAGUGACUAUUGGGGCGACAAAGGCUGGGAGAUGAAGGACGAGCACGACGCCAAGGCCCGAAAGGCAUAUGAAGCUCUUUUGAGGGUCAGUCUCUUGCAGCCAACAAGUCCCAAGUUCCAGGACUUUGCAGACAAUGUUCGGGAAAACGCAUUAUACGAUUAUAACUACACGUUUGGAGAAGGCGAGGAGGUGAACUUCUUCAUUGGAGCGUUCUACGAUGGAGUUUAUUUGCUGGGAAUGGCCUUGAAUGAAACCCUCACUGAAGGAGGAGACAUCCGAGAUGGAGUUAACAUCACUAGGAGGAUGUGGAACCGCACUUUUGAGGGAAUCACUGGGCACGUGAGAAUCGAUGAUAAUGGUGAUCGGGAUGCGGAUUAUUCCAUUCUCGAUUUGGAUCCAAUCAACGGAAAGUUUUCGGUUGUGGCCCACUACUCCGGUGUUCACAAGGAAUAUGCAGCUGUUCAUGGAAAGAAGAUUCAUUGGCCAGGUGGACGCGAGGAACCGCCGCCGGAUGUUCCACCCUGUGGUUUCCUGGGAAAUUCAACGGAUUGCAUUGGAAACUUGUCCACCAUUAUGUACUCCAUAUUUGGCUUGGCUUUGUUCUUUGGACUUGUGUUUCUGGUUAUUUGCCUUCUUCAAAAGCAGAUGAAACUUAGCAAGGAGCUGAACAACAUGUCCUGGCGAGUUCGUCCCGAUGACGUCCUUAUCGAAAUGGGAGGCAUGUUUGGUUCGAAGGGAGGACUCCAGCGCUUGGACGUUGAGAACAUCUCGCUGCAGCAGUUCGGAAUCCAUUCCGGUCGCGCCUCCAUCGCCAGCUUCACCUCAUUGCCUCCUCAGGUUUACACUACCAUUGGACAGUUCAAGGGCGAACGGGUGGCCAUAAAGAAGGUGAACGUGAAGAAGGUGGACCUGACCCCGCAACUUCUUUGGGAGAUCAAGCAGGCGCGGGAUGUGAGCCACGAGAACACGGUGCGAUUCGUGGGAGCCUGCAUCGAUUUGCCACGACCCACGGUUCUCAUUCUAACCGAAUAUUGCUCGAGGGGCAGCUUGAAGGAUGUCCUGGAGAACGAGGCCAUCGAGCUCGACUGGAACUUCCGCAUGUCCCUCAUUCACGACAUUGUUAAGGGCAUGAACUAUCUGCACAAUAGUGAUGUGGCAGCCCAUGGAAAACUGAGGUCUUGCAACUGCCUCAUUGAUGGAAGAUUUGUGCUCAAGAUUUCCGAUUUCGGACUAAGAACGCUGACCACGCCCUCUGAUUUUGUGAGGGAUCAAAACUACUAUCUUAAGCUCCUUUGGAUUGCUCCGGAACUAUUGCCACUAACAUCGAUUCCUGGCUGCUGUCCAGCUACUCAGCGCGGGGAUGUCUACUCCUUUGGCAUAAUUCUGGAGGAGAUUGUGAAUCGAGGUGGACCUUACCAGGAGGCCCGUCAGCAGAUGGACGUCCAUACGAUUCUGCACAAGGUGCGUCAGUGCAAUGGGUUCCGGCCAUUAAUUCGGGAACGUGAAUGUCCACCGGAUCUACUGGAACUGAUGGAAAAAUGCUGGGCGGACAACCAAGAAGAAAGGCCCACAUUCUCAACGAUUCGCAGCAAUAUUCGCACCAUAAUGAAGGGUUUCUGUGAGAAUCUAAUGGACGACUUACUGAACCGCAUGGAGCAGUAUGCCAAUAAUUUGGAGAGUCUUGUUGAGGAGAAAACCCGCCAGUUGAGUUUGGAAAAACAGCGCACCGAGGAGCUUCUCUACCAGAUCCUUCCACGUCCUGUGGCCCAGCAAUUGAUGGCCGGGGACCUCGUGGAACCGGAGGAAUUUAGCAGCGUGACCAUUUACUUCAGUGACAUCGUUGGCUUCACGGAACUCUGUGCCCGCAGUAGUCCCAUGGAUGUGGUGAAUUUCUUGAACGAUCUGUACAGCACCUUCGACAGGAUAAUUGGAUUCUACGAUGUUUACAAAGUGGAGACAAUUGGCGAUGCUUAUUUAGUUGUCUCCGGAUUACCAGAACCCAAUGGCGAUAAACAUGCUCGCGAAAUUGCUCUGAUGGCUCUGGAUAUUUUGCAGGCCGUUAGCUCCUUUAAUCUUCGCCAUAAACCGGAGUACAAAAUCCAAAUCCGCAUUGGCAUGCAUUCGGGAUCAGUUUGUGCUGGGGUGGUGGGCAAAAAGAUGCCACAUUACUGUCUUUUUGGAGAUACUGUCAACACGGCUUCGAGAAUGGAAAGCUCUGGCCAACCCGGCAAGAUACACGUUUCCUCGGCCACAAAGGCUAUUCUGGACAAGUUUGGUACCUUUCAAAUGGAACAUCGUGGAGAUGUCGAGCUGAAGGGCAAGGGAACAGUCACCACAUUUUGGCUAAAUAGCACCACCGAGGGCGAGGCACGACCACCCACUCCGCCGAUUCUAACCACCGAUGAGGUGCCCUUUCCACUUCUAUUCGCCGGUAUGGGAAAGUAGUCCCUCGGAUCCAAUCAGUUGGAUAUUAAAUUUGAUCUCUUACGAAUCAGUAUUGUACAGGAAAGUCUAAGAAAACUUUCCACUGAAUGUUACCUGAAAACAAUAAAGGCUUUACAUGCUUUACCAUUAAAUUGGGAUCAAAA